Molecule: messenger RNA, 2341 nt
Organism: Nilaparvata lugens (brown planthopper)
Lineage: Eukaryota; Metazoa; Arthropoda; Insecta; Hemiptera; Delphacidae
Product: flocculation protein FLO11
Exons: 16
Coding region: 193-1728 (511 amino acids)
Source: RefSeq, a predicted model, not a curated record
UAGAUUAGGAAUUAUCUAAAAGGCAGGCAAGUACAGAGCAAUUUAUUAUCUUUAAAAUGUUUUCUCCGGUAGGCCUCUCCAAGGCAAGGAGUCAGUUCUGGUUCAACGUUUGUUCCGAGAGGAGGUUUGGUAUAAUCGAAACGUUUCUACUGUGAAUAUUGUUCUGUUGCAUCUGUGAACAUUUGUUUCGUAAUGUCUUCUCGUCCUCAACCAUCUACAUCUGCUGCUGGCCCAUCAAAUGCACGUCCUACUGGAGCGGAUGCAGCUCCAAGAGUGCCAGUUCAUCUACAAGGCGCCAUAAAAAAAACCACAAUAUCAGAAACUACAAAAACUACAAAGAAAUCAAUAAAAAAAACGGAAUCAGCAGCAAGUAAGUUAGAACCCCUGGAGAAAAUGGAACCCACAAAGUUUGAUGAUGAAGAUGAUCUUCCUAUUGCAGAUCUGAUUCCCCCUACGAAAAUUGUGAAAACCAAAACAUGUAGGCCUAAUGUUGAUGAAGUUCGGGAUGUGCUUCCAGACCACCUGCAGAAGAUGAUGAUAAACGCACCUAGCCAUGAUGAUGGUGAUUCUGAUGUUGAUGAUUCUGAAGAUAAUCAUUCUGAUGAUGAUACUUCACUCUCAAAGUUACACCUUGAUCACUCUCAACGACCGCUUUAUCGUCCAGCUAGGAAAUUUGUGAAGUACGCGCCUGUUUAUCGCAGGACUUCAUCUGGAAUAAUUACGGUGCAUCAGGAAACAGCGAUUUUUUCCGACUCCACAAGUAACAUAUACUUGUUACCAACGAUUCCUCUACAAACCAUAGAGGAAGAAAAGGCUGAAGAAAGAGGGGGAAAAAGGUCCUUGAUGGAGAGACUAGUGGCAAGAGCCCAGGAUGAAGGAGCUUGGUCUGCAGCAUUAGGAGUUGAGAGCGCGUGCAAAGGAAGUGGAGCUUCAUCCGCUAAGACCAAGUCAUCUUCAAAACCAUCAACAGUUGGAAGGACAUGUAGUAAAAGUGGAGCAGCCACUAGGCCAACUCCAGCUCCAUCAAAAAAUAGAAAAAGUGAAACAACCACUAGGCCCACUUCAGUUGCAUCAGCAGUUGGAAGGACAUGUAGUAAAAGUGGAGCAGCCACUAGGCCAACUCCAGCUCCAUCAAAAAAUAGAAAAAGUGAAACAACCACUAGGCCCACUUCAGUUGCAUCAGCAGUUGGAAGGACAUGUAGUAAAAGUGGAGCAGCCACUAGGCCAACUCCAGCUCCAUCAAAAAAUAGAAAAAGUGAAACAACCACUAGGCCCACUUCAGUUGCAUCAGCAGAUGAUAGAGUGGCAAGCAGUAGGCCUAUAUCUGCCUUACCAGUACGUGCGGUACCAACCAGAUCGGUGACAGCCAGAAUAGCCGAGGCAGCAUUGUUACCGGCGCAGUGUCUGCGUAGCAGUACCAAGAUUAAACAGGGACCACCAAUAAGGAAUGUUACUGAACUAAGGCAAUCGACUGGCCAAAGAGCUUCAUUAAGUCCAGAUUAUAAAGAAAUCGGGAGCUUAUCUAUGGUAUUCUGUUGCUUUUGCUAUCGCUGUAGCCAGCAGCGGAAUAUCAAUAUGGUAGUACAGAAGUGCGGACACUUAAUGUGCAAUGAAUGCCUAGAACAAGUGAAACGAUCGUUUAAUGAGGAACUUGAUGGAAUUUCCUGUCCAAGAUGUACUAAGACCUCUAAAAUAUAUGACAUUUUUUAUAUUUUUAUCAACGAGUGACUAUUAUAAUUUUAUUUCGUGACUAAUUUUUAUUAUUUGUUAUCAUAAGUGUUUGAAAUAUAUAAAUUACUAUUAUAAUUUUAUAGAUUCAAUGAUACAAAAUUAUCAUGUAAAAUGAUUUGGGGAGGAUAAAGCUUAAAACUGUUCCUCCCCCGAAUUUUGAUUCAUUAAAAUAGUCCAGAAAAUGGGUUAUGUUUUCUUCACUUUAUAAAAUUUUGUCCAAUUUUCUUACGGUACCAAACACUUGAAACAAUCAAUUUUGAAUUUAGAAAGAUUAAGAUCCGAACUGGUAACAAAAUUCCUUCUACUUAGCAAAUAAAUAAAUAUUAAUUUGAAAUGUUUUGUUCCGAAAAUUAAAACAAUCAUCUCUACUAGAAGCACAGCUGUGCUAACUAACUCAAAUGCUUGUAUUAUAAGUGAACUAAAUUAAUCAAUUUUACCACUUUAUACGAUUUAGUUCUUCAUUAUAUCUAUUUUUAAUUGUAAUUUGUUUCUUUUUUGAAGUGUGAAUUGUUAUUUUAAUAAAUGAUAGUAGCUUGACCUACAUUUUGAUUUGGACUGUAUUUAAAAUUUGAGAAGAGACCGUUUUGGGCAUAUGCCUUCUCACAUAAGU